Messenger RNA from Drosophila novamexicana, 3924 nucleotides. RefSeq names its product syntaxin-binding protein 5 (gene Tomosyn). The annotation marks the transcript as partial. Lineage: Eukaryota; Metazoa; Arthropoda; Insecta; Diptera; Drosophilidae. The transcript is spliced from 19 exons. The record is from RefSeq and is a predicted model, not a curated record. Gene Ontology annotation, biological process: regulation of protein secretion; regulation of exocytosis. Gene Ontology annotation, molecular function: syntaxin binding; GTPase activator activity; myosin II binding. Gene Ontology annotation, cellular component: plasma membrane; cytoplasm; SNARE complex.
CUUUUGGCCAAAUAGCGUGCAACGUUUCCUUCUACACAAAUGUUUCGCUAACCUCUUAAUUCGACUAUUGCUAACCUAGUUUCACUUCCCCAAAAACAACAAAAACAAAGCCCAACAACUAAAUAAAUCAAACGAGGCUGAAGCGAAACAAAUUUGCAGCAAGAUUUCAAAGACGUUCCCAAGUCCCGAAACUCCCAAAAACAACAUAUACUCGCAACAAGAAGAAGAAGAAGCAGCAGAAAAAAAACGCUGCUCCAUAAAAUCCAUUUAAAGCAUCCAAUAAAAUACGAGCAGCAGCGGCAGCAGCGGCGGCGGCGACGGCGGCAUUAGCGGAGAGAGACUCAUGUUAGAAAAAUGAAAAAGUUCACAUUUAAAGGAGUUCUGGAUGGAUUUCGACAAAGCGUACAGCCGCAAGCCAUACGACAGGAGCAGGAGAUACUCGAGCAAUUGAAGGCCGAUCAUUUUACACUAAAAAAAACCUUUCGCCAUGGCUUUCCAUACUCACCCACAUCCUUUGCCUUCGAUCCAGUACAAAAACUAUUAGCGAUUGGUGAUAAAUCUGGCUAUAUACGCAUCUUGGGCCGACCUGGCGUCGAUGCGCAUGCCAAACACGAGGGCGAAUCCGAGUGCGCUGUGCUCUUUGCCCAAUUUCUGGUCAAUGAGGGUGCCCUGGUCACCGUGACCGCCGACGAUACCAUACACUUGUGGAGCAUACGCCAAAAGACGCCGCUCAUUGUGCAGAGCCUCAAAUUUCAGCGCGAGCGCGUCACUUGCAUACAUUUGCCCGUCGGCAGCAAAUGGCUGUACGUGGGCACCGAGAAGGGUAACAUACACGUCGUUCACAUAGAUACAUUUGCACUUAGCGGAUAUAUUAUUAACUGGAAUAAAGCAAUUGAAGUGGUUAGAACUAGUCAUCCAGGUGCUGUGAUUGCGUUAUGUGAUAAUCCAUUGGAUGCAAACAAGUUGCUUAUUGCAUUUGAGUGCGGGCUGCUUGUGCUGUGGGAUCUGAAGUUGAAGGGCGCGGAGAUACGAUGGCAGGCAGCCGAGGCGGUUAAAUCCUUGGCCUGGCAUUACGAGGGCAAAUAUUUUGUAUCCUCGCACACGGAUGGCUCGAUAUGCUCCUGGCCGACCAAGCCGCAGCCGAAGCCCCAGUCUCAAGUUUGUCCGCACGCGAAAAUCAACAAGGAGGGCAACGCCGAAAAAUGUAAACCGAUUUAUAAAGUUGACUUGAAGUCAAGCGCAACUGGCGAAACCUUUACAAUUUUUUCCGGUGGCAUGCCAUCGGAGAAGGGCUCAAAGUCAAACUGCAUCACAGUCAUGGUGGGCAAGACCACAACCGUUUUGGAGAUGGAGCAUGCCGUUUGCGAUUUCAUUACACUCUGCGAGAAUCCCUGGCCUUGCGAAACCCAGGAACCGUAUGCGAUAGCUGUGCUGCUUCAAUAUGACUUAGUAUUAAUAGACUUAUUAACGCCCGGUUUUCCAUGUUUUGAAUCGCCUUAUCCAAUGGACUUACACGAAUCACCUGUUACAUGUUGCACAUAUUUAACCGAUUGCCCAUCGGAUUUGGUUCCUGCUUUCUAUUCUGUUGGUCGCACAACGACAAGUAAAAAGACGGGCUUCUCGGAACGGGAAUGGCCCAUUUCGGGCGGCGAAUGGUCACCAGCCUCGUGCAGUUACUCGGAAAUUGUCAUCACUGGCCAUCAGGAUGGCAGCCUCAAGUUCUGGGACUCGGGCGCUGGCACACUGCAGAUUUUGUACAAACUGAAGACGGCGAAAAUGUUUGAGAAGCCGCGUCAUGUGAGCCACGCGGACAGCGACAAUCCGCUGGCGGUGCAUUUGAUAUUUCUAUGCUCGGAGUCGCGACGCUUAUGCGUUGCCGGCGCCAUGGGUCAGGUAAUGUUGUUCAAAUUUCGCAAGGUCGAGUCCACAUCGGAGGUGCUGGUGCUGGAGAUACCAAUACUCUAUGAGAACUUUGAUGACAUCUAUGGCACCAGUCCCGAAUGCGAUUUCCUCACCGGACAUCAGGUGCAAAAGACCGAAUCCAGCGAUUCGGAUAAGACGGAGUGCACGCUUAAAGUGCGUUUUGGUGCUCAGCGCAAGCCGCCGGGCUUUCAAUCCCAAUUGGUUUGCCUCACAACGGGGCCGAAUCGUCGCACCGUACAGGUUACCUCGUUGUGCAUCAACUCUAGCUAUGGCCUAAUGGCUUAUGGUACCGAAUAUGGACUUGUCAUAAUUGAUAUAAUCCAAAAAAUUUGCCUAUUGAGUGUUGCAUGUCCCGAUCUGUAUGGCGCACACGAUCCUUAUUCGCGAACACCAAAAAGUCCAAAACGCAUUGAGAGCAAAGAGGAGCAAAGCCGUUCGCCCAGUUCAGAUCAGCUGAACGAUACGACCAGCCCGGACAGUCCGUCGAUUGAGUUCAUACCGGAGGCGAAUGAGGCGACAUUGACGGCGUCGACGUCGGCAUAUGUUACGGCGGCGACGGCGGCGGCAGCGGCAGCGACGCCGUCAGCGGCUGAGGCUGUGCAGGGCGUAUCAAGGCCCACAUCGCCAGUGGGCGUGGCCGAUGUUAUUAACAGCACCAAAGAGUCGCUGAUGGGCAGCGCCAGCGCAGCGACAGCAACAGCGCUGGCAGCGGCCAAGAGCCCGCAGCGCGACGAGGCGGCAGCGACGUCGGCGCCAAAAGAGCUGCAAGAUCGCCGCAAGUCCAUGUCAUGGAAAACGUUCAAUUUGAAGCGUCAAUUAUCAAAAGUCAAUAUGAAAAUCGGCAGCAGCCUCAAUGUCAAUACCGAGCUGGACGCGAUCCGCAACAGCUCGGCCAUAUUCUAUACGCCCAAGGAGAGCUCGCCGGAGGCAGCGACGGCCGAGGAAAUUGCCGCCGAGGCGCUCGAAUGCCGCGAAGAGGAUGUCGGCCUUGCGACGGCCACAGCAAUGCUCAAUUGUGAUACGGUCGAGACGCCAGCGACGGCAGCGACGUCGACUGCAAUGACGACGGCGACGCCGAAGCGCGUCGAUUUUGAAGAGCCGCCGGAGAGCGGCGAGCGGCCAAACAAUCUGCCGCUCAGCGAGACACAGCAGGGACAACUGGGACAGGGACAGCCGCCAUUAAAGCCGACGCGUCAAAAGUUCAAAGAGAAGUCGCGCGAUCAGCGGCUGCUCUCUGUGCCGAAUAUUAAGUAUCAGCCGAGAGAGCAGCGCUCGGGCGCCAUUGGCAUUGCAGCUGGCGUUGGGCGGGCCAAUAAGAACGAUGUGUCGCCUCUCAUGAGCGGCAGUCUAACCAAAAAGAUACAUAAAUUGGAUGGAACCUUCUCGAGAUCCAGAUCGUCAUCAAUGUCCAGCAUUGAUAUGUCUUCCUCUGAAUCUGUUACAUGUUUGGCUUUUAUCGAGAGCUAUGCAAAACGCAAUGAUAUUUUGACGCUUGUUCCUACUUUAUGGAUUGGAACUAGUUUCGGUUCAAUAUUGACAUUGUUUAUCACAAUGCCGGAGCGCGAUGUGCGCAAAUCUCAGCCAGUUUUGGUUACAAUAAACGGCGGACCCGUGGUACGACUCAAAGGCUCCAUUACUUCCAUGUCUUUUUUAGACUCCUACGGCUCGAUCAUACCCUACACAUUUGAGCCUUGGCGCGACGAGAACAGGGACAAGAAAGAUCGCACGCCCACUAAGAGCAGCAGCCGCACCAGCCCCACAUUUACGCCAACAACUGCCAAUACAAUAUCAAAUGCUUCCGCUGCUGGCAGCGCAGCGGCUGCGGGCAGCUUGGGCGGCGGCAGCGUCGGCAGCGGCGGCGGCGGCGCAGCUGCAGCUGGCAGCGCUGCUGCUGCUGUUGUUGGCGGUGGAGCGCCAUCUGGCGGCGGUGCGCCUGGCAUUGCGCCCGGUGGCAGCGGCAGCGCUGCGCCCAGCGGCAUUGGCGGCGGCGUCGGCAGCGGC